Molecule: messenger RNA, 2618 nt
Organism: Suncus etruscus (white-toothed pygmy shrew)
Lineage: Eukaryota; Metazoa; Chordata; Mammalia; Eulipotyphla; Soricidae
Gene: NOL9
Product: nucleolar protein 9
Exons: 12
Coding region: 1-2148 (715 amino acids)
Biological process (GO): cleavage in ITS2 between 5.8S rRNA and LSU-rRNA of tricistronic rRNA transcript (SSU-rRNA, 5.8S rRNA, LSU-rRNA)
Cellular component (GO): nucleus
Molecular function (GO): polynucleotide 5'-hydroxyl-kinase activity
Source: RefSeq, a predicted model, not a curated record
AUGGCGGACUCCCCGCAGGCCCCGCGUCCGUCCUGGGUCCGAGCGCGCAAGGCGCGGCCGCCCGCCUCGCUGGCCCGGGGCCGCCGCGGCCGGCUCGGGGCGCAGCGCGGGGGCAAGCGGCUGAAGCGGCGGCUGCUGCAGGCGCAGGCGGCGGGCGAGGCGUGGCGGGAGGGCGCGCGCGAGGUGCGGAAGCCCGGCAAGGCCGCGGCCCGGCGCCCGCCCAGCCUCGGCCCCGACCCGGACCCCGACCCCGGCCCCGAUCCCGACCCCGGCCCCGAUCCCGGCCCCCGCCCCGGCCCGGACGCCACCCCGGGCCCCGCACGCGGCUCCAAGGCGGCCUGGCACAUCGCCGGUAACCUGCGCACCGUGGGCCCGGGCCGCGUCCUCAUGGUGCUGGCCGUCGAGAAGGGCCUUACUUUCAGCGGCUACUGCCGGGUGACCUGCCUCUAUGGCCAGGUACAGGUGCUGGGUUUCACCAUCAGCGCAGGCCAGCCCGCCCAGGACCUGUUCUCCUCCUACACUCACUCCCGCCUGUGCAUCGAAGCCGUCCAUUACUUCGUGCCAGAGAAAUGCAAGAAAGAGAUCAGAAAGGACGUUCGACUCUCGCUUAAACCUCACGUCAAACUGGAGGACAGAAAUUGGGUGAUAAGCAAAUUCUCCCCAUUGUGUUCUGUCAUCUUGCUGGAACGCCUGCAAAACGCCACAGUGAACUACAUACUCAGCCACCCAGGCCUGUCCUCGAUCUUCUUCCAAGAGUCAACCUCCCAGGCUGUCUAUGAGCAUCCAGAAUUGAAGGACACGGGCAUCAAGAGUGACAAGCUUAAGAACGGCUUGCGCCUGACCGAGAGCGCCCUCUCCGCCUUGGAGGAGCUGGUCAACGACUCCUGUGAAGAGGUGGAUGGCUGCUCAGUCAUCCUGGUGUGCGGGCAUCAGGACGUGGGGAAGUCGACGUUCACCAGGUACCUCAUCAACCAGCUCCUCAACAGUCUCCCUUGUGUUGACUACCUGGAGUGUGACCUGGGACAGACGGAAUUUACCCCUCCGGGCUGCAUUUCUUUACUGAACAUCACAGAACCCGUUCUAGGGCCCCCUUUCAUGCACCAGAGGACCCCCCAGAAGAUGGUGUACCUGGGUCAGCCGACAUGUAAGGACAGCUGUGAGAACUUCAUUGAGGCGGUGAAAUUUGUCUUCGGAGCCUACAGGAGAGAAGCACCGCUGAUCAUCAAUACCAUGGGCUGGGUGACAGGCCAAGGGCUGAAGCUGCUCGUCGACCUCAUCCGCCUGCUGGCACCCAGCCACGUGGUGCAGUUGCAGUCGAACCACAGCCCGUACAUGCCCAACCUCACGGCCAGCGACGUGGACGUCAUGGACGGGCUGUAUACCAGGAGAAAGGUCCUGGCCCGUGACCGAGGCUUCCAGCUGCCCAAGUUCCCCGACGCGGAGCUCACGGACGAGGAGCAGGAGGGCUCUGGCCCCGUCAUCUUCGCCAACCACAAGCUGCUAAUCGUUCAGACCAAGUUCCUGUUCAGGAAAACUGACCGUAACAGAGAGCAGCAUAACAAGGUCCUACGGGACUUGGCUGUGCUGGGCUACCUGGGCCUGCUGCAACCGCCUGUGCCGAAGCCGCUCUGCCCCUUGCAAGGCCUCACCCCCUACCAGGUCCCCUUCAAUGCGGUGGCUCUUCGGGUCCUCCACGCUGAUGUGGCGCCCACCCACAUUCUGUACGCGGUGAACGCCAGCUGGCUAGGCCUGUGCCACAUCGUGGACGAGGUGCGGGGUGACACGCACGGGCCCAUCCUGCUGGCCCAGACCCCGCUCUGCGACUGCCUGGGCUUUGGGAUCUGCCGGGGGAUUGACAUGGAGAAGAAGCUCUACCACAUCCUCACCCCCAUACUCCCAGAGAAGCUGCGCACCGUCAACUGCUUGCUGCUGGGUGCCAUAUCCAUCCCGCAUUUUGUCUUCCAGAUCCAGCGAGGCCCGGAAGGCACCAUCCCCUACGUCACCACUGACUACAACCUCAAACUCCCGGGUGCCAUGGAGAAAAUCAGGUCUCGAGAAAUGGAGGAUAUGGCGAAAGAGAAACUGCCCCCUAGAGCAAGGCUCUACAGGAAAAGAUCACUGAGGGGAAAACUUCCUAACCAGCGCUGAGUAGGGGUCCCCCCAAUCCCGUGCCCAUGCUGGUGGCCCCAGCAGGGGUGACAGCAACACAGAGACUGCACUGCACUGCCCCCUGAAAAUUGGGACUCAGUGUUUCUCCAGCCCCUGAGCGGAUGGGUGCUCCCAAGUGCUGUCUUCUUUUCUGACUCGAUGAAGUGACGGGGAACCUUGUUUGCCGCUCACACAGAGGGACCAAGAAGGACCCAGAGGGGGCUCAGAAGGCCUGGAUCAGAGUGGCGAGCUGCUGACCCCCAACUGUUCGUUUUAAAAACACCUGGCUAGGGCCGAAGAGAUAGCACAGCGGUAGGGCAUUUGCCUCGCACGAUCCAGUAUGGAUGGUGGUUCGAAUCCCGGCAACCUAUAUGGUCCCCCGAGCCUGCCAGGAGUGAUUUCUGAGCACAGAGCCAGGAGUAACUCCUGAGCGCAGCCGGGUGUGACCCAAAAACCAAAAAUAAAAGCAU